Messenger RNA from Gongylonema pulchrum, 936 nucleotides. NCBI's taxonomy places the organism in Eukaryota, Metazoa, Nematoda, Chromadorea, Rhabditida, Gongylonematidae. The record is from the annotation of a GenBank genome assembly.
AUGCUGGAUGGAAUCCCAGUGCACCGUUCUUUGUUAGCUUCAAUGCCGGACAUUGAUGAAAGUGCGAAGUUGCCAUCACUUAAGCCGGGCUUUUACGGCAGCGAUGAGCAGCGCGCAUUGAUCGAAGCAUUUGUCAUCGAAUACAUUAAAAUUUACGAUGACGAAGAUAUGGACAGCAGAAAGAAUUUGAUGGCAGCAUACGAUGAAAAUGCAACUUUUAGUCUUUGUGCGGAAAAUCUACCAGAUACGAAUGAAAGAAGGCCGUUCAUUGAUUUCAGCACCUACAAUACGUAUCGGAAGACAUCGCAUAACAUUACAUGUAUCGAAAAAUGGGAGCGUUUUCGCGAUAAAGUGCUGUUCAAGGGAGCACUCGAUAUCGUUGUCGCAUUGCGAAAACUUCCAGCUACCAAGCAUCUUGUGGAUACUUUUGUGGUUGAUAUUUCACUGGUGACUGAGAAACACAUAUGUUUUGCAAUUCAAGGAUUCUUCCGCGACAGCAUGACUAAAGUUCAAGAAAAUGACGAACUUAAAUACUUUUGCCGCAAUUUCGUCGUUGUAAAUAAAGGAAAAGGAAAGAUAGCAAUUGUCAGCGAUAUGCUCUUCGUCAGUGGUGUGUUCCCCGAAAGGAUACAACGUUACAAGAUAAUGAUGACCAACUUAUUAAAGGCAGUUCCCGACUCGGCAGUUCCAGCAGUCGAUGAAUUAGAUGAUACAUCUGUAACAAACAGUAGUGACAGUGUUAUGCCGGUGCUGAUGGAGCCAACUCCAGCGCAGCGUGCUGCUGGCGGAGACACAGAAAUGCAGCAGCAAAUGAUUGAAACAUUUUGCAAACAGAGUGGGAUGAAACGCGAAUGGUCAGCGAAAUGUCUGAUUGAUCAAGACUGGGAUUAUGAGGUACCUUCUGAUAUAGUUCUUCACUGCGUUAUUUUGCUUUAA